This is a messenger RNA of Ilyonectria robusta, 534 nucleotides long. RefSeq lists its product as uncharacterized. NCBI's taxonomy places the organism in Eukaryota, Fungi, Ascomycota, Sordariomycetes, Hypocreales, Nectriaceae. The record is from RefSeq and is a predicted model, not a curated record. The transcript has a single exon. The coding region runs from base 1 to 534 and encodes 177 amino acids.
AUGAGGGAUAAAUUAGAGGUCCCAAAGUCAAGCGAAGUUUUCGGCAGUGUCGAAGAUCUGGGUGUUGGCGAUCUGGGUGCCGGCUGUGAUGCUGGAGUAUUUGGUCUACUUACAUGCGGAGGUAACGGUGGAGGUGGCAUAAGAUAUGAGUCGACCCGAGAUUUCAGAGACUUCCCCGUAUCCCCAGAUUGUUCGGAUUCGUUGCUUGAAAGUGCGCACUCGGCGCAGAAGCUGAAGUUAGCCAACACGCCAUCUCUCCCGCACAAGAUACAUAACCGAACAACUUUCCCAGUCGUGCGUACAAUCGCGCAAUUGGAACAGUACUCAUAUGUGCUGGAUAUGAGUUCUUUUCCACACAACUUGCAUGCCGGGGGAGGUUUAACAACCAAGCUGCGCCUGGAAGAAGAAGUCUUUGACGGACCCAUGCUCCAAGAUUGCAGUUGCUUUGCCGAGGUGGCACGAUCUGCUUCGCAAGCGAGUCUAGUAAAGGAUGUACCACAAUGCUUGUAUGGCAGUGCUAUAUUGAGAAAUUAA